UUCGAGAAACCAAACUCCUCCAAAACAGGCAGUUAACUAUAUAUGUCGUAUUAUGUUAUGUUAUGUGAUUCCAUUUUUAGGUCUUAUCUUCUUCCCUCUCUCUCUCUUCAUUCAUCAUUCUCCAAGCAAAAAGGAAAUCUACAUUUCAUCCAUUAAUUUGGCUUCAGCCUUGAUGGGUCUCUUCUUUUCUAGAAAUCUACCUUUCAAAUUUUGUCUACCUUUUCUUUUCUCCAAGAGAGUUUCUGGGAAUAUGUUUCCCAAGCAACUCGAGAACAUGAUGUGUUUGGUGGCCCGCACUGGUAGGCAUUUGCAACGCUAUGAUGACCAUGGUUGUCGCCAAGUUGUGGGAUGCAUUCCAUAUAGAUAUAGGAGAAAAGGAACGCAAAAUAAGGAAUUAGAGGUUCUUGUUAUUAGUACUCAGAACGGCGAUGGAAUGCAAUUUCCAAAGGGAGGUUGGGAGACUGACGAAUCCAUGGAGCAGGCUGCUUUAAGGGAGACCAUAGAGGAAGCUGGGGUCAUGGGCAAUAUCGAAAAUAAAUUGGGUAAAUGGUCUUAUAAGAGCAAACGCCAAGACACGGUACAUGAAGGUUAUAUGUUCUCUUUGCUUGUCAAGAAGCAAUUAGAGAAUUGGCCAGAGAAGAACAUCCGAAAACGAAGAUGGAUGAGUGUUACUGAAGCCAAAGAAGUUUGUCCCCAUACUUGGAUGAAGGAGGCUUUGGAUGUAUUGGUCAGUAGGGAGGGAGAUGUAAUUAACUAAAUGCAAAUAUUAUUUUAUACUCUUAUGAUUUGCAAAUUAAGUCAUACAAAAGAUGGACUGCCCAACAGAUGUUAGGAUGGAUAAAUUAAUCAAUACAUUUUGAGAACAUCGUGCAAUUCAUGCUCCUCGUGUUUUACGAUUAUACCCUUGGUAAUAGUUUCUGCCUUCAAAUUUUGGAUGUUGGCGUGCUCAUAGUCAUUGCUAAGGGUACUCUCCAAAGAAUUUCAAAUUUCUACAAUGUAGUUCACAGAUCAUCUAGCGCCCAUUCUCAAUUGUAGAUCCAUGUACAAAAUUAAUGCAUUCUUUCAAUAUUUUUA
This is a messenger RNA of Cicer arietinum (chickpea), 1074 nucleotides long. Its product is annotated as nudix hydrolase 18, mitochondrial. Gene Ontology annotation, molecular function: pyrophosphatase activity. The record is from RefSeq and is a predicted model, not a curated record. Gene Ontology annotation, cellular component: nucleus; cytoplasm. Lineage: Eukaryota; Viridiplantae; Streptophyta; Magnoliopsida; Fabales; Fabaceae.